Messenger RNA from Electrophorus electricus (electric eel), 6415 nucleotides. RefSeq names its product dedicator of cytokinesis 2 (gene dock2). NCBI's taxonomy places the organism in Eukaryota, Metazoa, Chordata, Actinopteri, Gymnotiformes, Gymnotidae. Gene Ontology annotation, molecular function: small GTPase binding; guanyl-nucleotide exchange factor activity. Gene Ontology annotation, biological process: cell migration; myoblast fusion; small GTPase-mediated signal transduction. Gene Ontology annotation, cellular component: plasma membrane; cytoplasm. The record is from RefSeq and is a predicted model, not a curated record.
GACACUGCAGAAGACACAGGGCCCAACACGAGAGGAACCCGUCGGACAGACCAACGGCGUCGCCAUGGCCCCUUGGACCCGAACCACCACCGAGAGAUACGGCGUCGUUAAGUGGAAUUUUACAGCCAAAGACGAGAGGCAGCUAUCGCUGGUGGUGGGUGAAACAGUGCACAUACAGGAAGCAUGCGAAGGCUGGUUUAAAGGCUACCUGACCCGGAACAAGGAACAUAAGGGGGCAUUUCCUGCAAAUUUCAUCGAUCUGAAGGAAGUUAUUAUUGAACAACGGGGGGAUGAUGAGGUUGUGACCUCUGCGGAGAUGCCCUUAGUGAAGGAGGUCACCACCACGCUGAGAGAAUGGGGCAGUAUCUGGAAGCAGCUGUUUGUGGCCAAUAAGAAAGAGCGUUUUAGCCAAGUGCAAAGGCUGAUGUGGGACCUGAUUGAGUGGCGCUCUCAGCUGCUCUCUGGCACAUUGCCUGGUGACGAGUUUAAGGAACUCAAGCAGAAAGUCACAUCCAAAAUCGACUAUGGAAACAAGAUUUUGGAGUUGGAUCUGGUGGUGAGGGACGGGAAUGGGAAUAUCCUGGACCCGGAUAAUGCCAGCGUCAUCAGUCUGUUCCGCGCCCACGAGGAAGCCACGGCCACCAUCACCGAGCGUAUUAAAGAAGAGCAGUCCAAUGUCCAGCUGGAUCAUUCUGGAGUGUCAGCACGGAUCCAGUCCUCGCCCACACACAGUCUCUACGUGUUUGUGCGCAACUUCGUCUGCCGCAUCGGAGAAGAGUCGGAGCUCUUCAUGUCUCUGUAUGACCCCCUCAAGCAGGCCAUCAUCAGUGAGAACUACCUAAUACGAUGGGGAGAUAAAGGUUUUCCUAAAGAUGUUGACAUGCUCAACAACUUGAAGGUGGUCUUUACUGAUUUAGGAAACAAAGACUUAAACAGAGAAAAGAUUUAUCUGAUAUGUCAGAUUGUGCGUGUUGGGCGUAUGGAUCUGAAGGACACCAACAAGAAGUGCACUGUAGGACUGCGAAGGCCAUUUGGGGUUGCAGUGAUGGACAUCAGUGACAUCAUUAAAGGAAAAAUGGAGUGUGAGGAAGAAAAGCAGUUCUUUAUUCCUUUUCAUCCGGUCUUGGCUGAGAAUGACUUUCUCCACACCCUCCUGAACAAGGUGACAGCCUCUCGAGGCGACAGUGGAGGACAGGGGCUGUGGGUGACCAUGAAGGCACUGGUGGGCGACAUCAUCCAGAUCCGUAAGGAAUACCCCCACCUAGUGGACCGGAGCACAGUGGUGGCACGGAAGCUGGGCUUCCCUGAGAUCAUCAUGCCCGGGGACAUCCGCAACGACAUCUACCUGACCCUGCACUCUGGGGACUUUGACAAGUACAACAAGACCACGCAGAAGAAUGUGGAGGUCAUCAUGCUCGUGUGUGAUGUGGAUGGCAAGGUUGUGCCGAACGCUAUAUGUUUAGGAGCGGGAGACAGACCGGUGAGCGAAUACAGGUCCGUCAUCUACUACCAGAUUAAACAACCUCGCUGGAUGGAAACUUUCAAGGUGGCGAUCCCUCUGGAGGAAAUGCCAAAGAUCCAUCUGCGCUUCAUGUUCCGCCAUCGCUCUUCUCAGGAGUCAAAGGAUAAGAGCGAGAAGAACUUUGCUAUGGCGUUUGUGCGGCUGAUGAAGGUGGAUGGGACAGUGCUACAGGAUGGACCACAUGACCUGGUGGUGUUUAAGGGCGACAGCAAGCGCAUGGAGGAUGUGAGCUCCUAUCUGGCCUUGGCCUCAGAGCGUAGUCACACCGACGUCCACAAGGGGACGACACUGAUGAGAAACAACAGCAGUACAUGUGGCCUGUCUGUCAGCUCACGAGACAGCUUCACCAUAUCCACACUUGUCUGCUCUACCAAACUCACCCAGAACGUGGGUCUGCUGGGGCUGCUCAAAUGGAGGACUCAUCCAGAACUGCUGAAAUCUAACCUGCAAGAACUCAAACUCAUCGAUGGAGAGGAGGUCGUCAAGUUUCUGCAAGACACUCUUGAUGCUCUGUUCAACAUCAUGAUGGAACACUCUCAGACUGAUGACUAUGAUAUACUGGUGUUUGAUGCUCUGAUCUAUAUCAUAGGCUUGAUUGCUGAUAGGAAGUUUCAACAUUUUAACACUGUAUUGGAGGCUUACAUUAAGCAGCACUUUAGUGCUACACUUGCCUACAAGAAGCUCAUGUCGGUGUUGAAGACGUAUCUGGACGUGUCCAGCCGCGGAGAGGCGUGCGAGCCAAUUCUACGCACUCUGAAGGCCCUGGAGUACAUCUUCAAAUUCAUCGUCCGCUCCCGCAUGCUCUAUUCCCAGCUAUAUGAAGGGAAGGAGCAGGAAGAGUUUGAAGACUCUCUGAAAAGCUUGUUUGAGUCCAUUAACAAUCUGAUGAAGAGCCAUUUCCCCACCACUUUGUUGCAACAGGUGGCAGCUCUAAAGUACUUGCCUGCCGUGCUACAGGAUAUCGAGACCGUUUUUGAUGGAAAGCUGCUCAGUAAGUUGCUGUAUGAUUUUUACACCUGCAUUCCUCCGGAGAAGCUGCAGAAGCAGAAGGUGGCCUCCAUGACUGAGAUCGUCAGCAGUCGUCUGUUCCGGAGAAAAGAUUGCCGUGAUAUACUGUUACCCAUGAUGCUUAAGGAGCUGGGCGGAGCCUUAGCUGACGUGAGGGAGGGGCCUCAUGAUGAGAGGCGGAACAGUGUGGAGCUCCUCAACAAGAUUCUGGAGGUGCUUAGCCACAAGGACGUGGGAGACACAUUUCGGCAUGUUCGGGACAUUGUAACGUGUCUGCUGAGGACAAUCAACUGCACGGUCAUCACCAUGGGACGAGAACAUGCCCUCAUCUCUCGUGUGGUAGCCUGUAUGACUGCUAUACUGAGUCAGAUGGACGAUCAGCAUUAUUCUACCUACAUCGAGACUUUCAGCGGGACUAGUGACUUAGUGGACUUUUUAAUGGAGACAUUUCUGCUGUUUAAGGACCUUAUUGGUAAACACGUUUACCCUUCUGACUGGGUCACCAUGAUUAUGGUUCAGAACAGAGUGUUCCUCAGAGCCAUCAAUACAUAUGCUGAAACCAUGAACCACAAAUUCCUCGACAACAACAACUUUGAAUUCCAGUUGUGGAAUAAUUACUUCCAUUUGGCUGUGGCAUUUAUUACCCAGGAGUCUUUGCAGCUGCAGCAUUUUUCCCCCACAAAGAGAAACAAGAUCCUAGCAAAGUAUGGAGACAUGAGACGACUGAUUGGUUUUGCCAUCAGAGACAUGUGGUACAAGCUGGGGGUGAAUAAGAUCUGCUUUAUCCCUGGCAUGGUUGGGCCAAUACUGGAAAUGACUCUAAUUCCUGAGGAAGAACUUCGCAGAGCCACAAUACCCAUAUUCUUUGACAUGAUGCAGUGUGAACACAAUCACACUGGGCACUUUAAGAAAUUUGAGAAUGAGAUCAUUCUGAAGUUGGAUCAUGAAGUGGAAGGAGGGGGAGGAGAUGUUAGAUACAUGGAACUCCUGCAGACCAUUCUACUAGAUUGUGCUCAGGAGCACACCCACCUUUUGCCAGAGGUGCGGAACUUCGUUUCCUUGGUGACCGGCCUCCUAGAGCGUCUCCUUGACUACCGCACGGUGAUGAGCGAUGACAGCAGGAACAACCGCAUGAGUUGCACAGUGAAUCUUUUGAAUUUCUACAAGGACAUCAAUCGUGAGGGAAUGUAUAUAAGGUACCUCUAUAAACUGAGGGAUCUUCAUCUGGAUGGAGAGAACUACACAGAGGCAGCAUACACACUUCUGCUGCAUUCCAAGCUGCUUAAGUGGUCCGAUGACCAGUGCACCCCCCAGGUGGACUUCCAGAGCCCCCAGUCUCAGCGGCAGCUCAAAGAGAACCUCUACAACACCAUCGUCAGCUACUUCGACAAGGGCAAGAUGUGGGAGGAAGCCAUUUCUCUGUGCAAAGAGCUUGCUGACCAGUAUGAGAUGGAAGUUUUUGAUUAUGAGUUACUUGGGCAGAGCCUGAAACAGCAGGCAAAGUUCUACGAGAACAUCAUGAAGAUACUUCGGCCUAAACCAGACUACUUUGCCGUGGGAUAUUACGGCUGUGGAUUCCCCCAGUUCCUACGGAACAAAGUGUUUAUCCACCGUGGCAAGGAAUAUGAGCGCAGAGAGGACUUCCAGAGCCACCUGAUGAGCCAGUUCCCCAGUGCCACCCGGCUCAACAUCACCACCAUGCCCGGGGAUGACGUCAAAAAUUCCCCCUUGCAGUACAUCCAGUGCUUCACGGUCCAGCCCGUCCUGGAGAUCCCGCCCCGUCUGAAGAACAAGCCAGUCCCUGAUCAGAUCAUCAACUUCUACAAGUCAAACUAUGUUCAGCGUUUCCAGUACUCCAGACCUGUGAGGAAAGGGAAAGUGGACCCUGACAAUGAGUUUGCUUCUAUGUGGAUUGAGCGCACCACAUUCUACACUGCAUACAAACUGCCAGGGAUCCUGCGCUGGUUCGAGGCCAUGAGUAUCAGUCACACGACAGUGAGCCCUCUGGAGAAUGCCAUCGAGACGAUGGGAAACACCAACGAGAAGAUCCUGACCAUGAUUAACCAGUACCAGUGUGACGAGACACUUCCCAUCAAUCCCCUCUCCAUGCUGCUCAACGGCAUAGUGGAUCCGGCUGUGAUGGGUGGCUUUGCCAAGUAUGAGAAGGCGUUCUUUACAGACGAAUACACACAGGAGCAUCCAGACGACAAAGAAAGGCUGCUCCGCCUCAAAGAUCUCAUCGCCUGGCAGAUCCCCUUACUGGGUCGAGGCAUCUCUCUGCAUGGGAAGAGAGUGACUGAUGAUCUGAGACCAUUUCACGAGCGCAUGGAGGAAUGUUUCAAACAGCUCAAGAAGAAAGUGGAGAAGGAGUACGGAGUGAGAGAACUGCCGGACAUGGACGAUAGAAGGUCAACUCGUCCACGCUCUGUCCUUCGCUCGGUUCGGCAGUCUGUCUGCUCAAUGGCUGGGUCGGAGUGUGGAACCCCCACCAAGCAACACCCAGACAGUGUCUCUCUGGACUCGGUGCCUCUCAGCCUGCCCCGCUCAAGUGGGAGUGUCAGUGUGACUGACGAGAAUGGAGUGGAGGUGGAGGUCAAACUGCGCAAGUCCAAAUGGAGGAAGAAGUCUGGCAGAGGAAGCAUGAUUUUCAUCAGCGAAGAAAAAGAGAGGAUGAGCACCUUGGACAGCAAACGGCUUUCAAAGAAGCAAGAGUUCCGCAGCGACACAAACCUAUCAGAGCCCAGUAUGGAGGGCAGCUUGGCCAGCAUUAACUCCAGAUCACUGCCUGCUAUAACUGGUCUGUCUCUGUCCGUAGCCAAUGGGAGUGAGGAGGUGGAGAAUGUGCGGUCCAAGCGAGAUAGUAAGAGUGUGUCUGUAUGUUUGCCAUCUGACCGCACCAGUGACCGCCGCUCAAAAGGGGUCAUCAGCCUGAUCUUUAAAUCCCGGCUGGGCUCCAAGGGUGAAGAGGGGAAACCAUCAGACUCUUCUGAAGAUGCCACACAUUUCUAACUUCUGUUCCAAAAAGACAAGUUAGGCCUGCUCGUGUACCUUCACUGUAGCAGCGUUAAGAGAGUUCCAAACAACCGAUACCAUAAAGGAAGUAGCAGGACCACGUCAGUGUCCUGGUUGACACUUUAUUAUGGGUGUAUGACGAUGUAAUGCUUGAUGCAUAAUCGUUAUGAAAUGAUGAGAUAAUUAUUUAAUGAUAGUCUGUAACACAGUUAAGCGCAGAAUCAUGAUAGCAGUUAUUAGCUGCUCAAACCGUGAUUCUAAUAAAAAAUAUUGCACAGCAAUGUAUUCGUCAUUAAAAUCAGAAUUUAGGUGCUCUUGUAUGUUUGAAAUGGGGGUAAUAGUGUGGGCUAAAACCCGAUUCCAUGAAGAGAGUUAGAGUUAGCCUUCACUUUUACAUCUAUCUAGUAUUGUAUUGGAUAUUAAUUUUAAAACAAAAACAAAUUGCUGUACCAGUUCCCAGGAACUUUUAUCAUUGUGAAUGCUACACAAACAAUUGUGAAUGUAAAGAUCAGAAGGAUUUUAAACUUAACUCCCAACCCUUGGCCAUUUUAAAAUAUCCACAUGUGAAUUUUAUUGUUGAUAAAUUAUCUUUUGAUAUGCUCUUGGAGCUCUUUGAGGACAAAUAAUCACAUCUGUAUAAAAAUGCUGAUGUUGUUACUGAGGGAAUGUUGAUGAAUGCUGAUAAAUGAUUUGAAAUCAUGGCUGUAUGAUGACCGCGCAGGGUCCAUCCUCUUACGCCCGGUGCGGAUCUCUGACCCUGCAGAGCUUUGGGCUAUUUCCCGUUUUGCAGCAGGGGGCCAGGCCUUGACAGCAGGCUCACUGUUUUUAACUUUGACUGUAAUCCCAUCCCAAAUAAAUAAAGUGUUAAUUUCA